Molecule: messenger RNA, 1275 nt
Organism: Mollisia scopiformis
Lineage: Eukaryota; Fungi; Ascomycota; Leotiomycetes; Helotiales; Mollisiaceae
Exons: 1
Coding region: 1-1275 (424 amino acids)
Source: RefSeq, a predicted model, not a curated record
AUGUGUUUCCUCGGCACCAAAAAACCUCCCAGGAAACAUCCAAAGCCUCAGCCUCCAGCAAAAAUCAUCUGUCCCUUCCAAUCCCAGCCCGGAAACCGGACUUCGAAAUUACCCCAUCACGUCCACUUCCCCCCUCCUCCUCCUCCUCCUCCUUCAAACCCAACCCCAAAACCGACGUUCUUCCUCAGCAAACCAAAGCAGAAACCCAAGCCCAAACCCAAGAAACAGGAAAUGAUCCCCUACGUUCCUGUCCACGCCUACGGUUUCCCCGUCCCUCCUCUUCCCCCACCGACGAAUCACGGCCAAAUCGCCAUCUGGAAUUACAACGACUACACCUCGUUCGAGCAAUCGCUCGAAUUGUCGCGGUAUAGAGAGAGAGAACGAGUAGCGAAGGAAGAGAGGGAGAGGAAGGUGGUGGAGGAGAGGCAGGGGAGGGAGUGGGGUGAGUUGGAGCGGUUUCGGGAGAGGCAGUGGAGGCGGGAUGAUGCGUUUCAGGGGCUGAUGAUGGAGAGUUUGAGGGAGAGGAUUAAGGUGGGGGAGAAGGGGGAGAAGGAUGGUGGUGGAGCGGGUGGCGAGUGGAAGAAGGAGGUUGGGGGUUUGAGGAAGGAGGUUGAGGAGAUGAAGAGGGAGAGGGAGAUGGGGGAUACGGUUGCGGUUGCUAAGGCGAGGGCGGAGGCUUUUAAGGAGGCUAGGGAGGAAGAGAAAGCCAAGAAAGAGAAGGAAAGCUUUGGUUGGGGAGAUCGUGAUAACAGGGAGAGGGAGUAUGGACGAUAUAGUAGGGAGCAGGAUGGCUUUGACUGGGAUAGAGGUCGAGGUGACUGGAACCAGAAAGAUAGAGGCAAGAAAGCACUCGAGGACCGAUUCGACGACAUCGAGAUCUUUGGACGAGGAAUGGCACUUGGCAGACAAGAAGCUCAACCAUUGCCAACACCAGCCAGGAGACCUCUGCUUGGAGAACGACGGGGUGGAUUUGGAUACGGUGGAGAGUUUCACUACAAGGAGGAUUCAUACGAGGGCUACGAAUACAGCCACGGUAUGCCUUGGCAUCAGCCUCAUCUUUCAGAAAGAAGAGAUCCUCUUCGAAGAGGGGCUUGUCCUGGUACGGAGGGAUUGCGUGAUGGGAUAAAAGGUGUCCAGAGCAGUCUCGGUAGAUUUGAAGACAGAUUUCGGCUUGAGGAUGCAAAGAGAGGAAUUGAGAAGGACUUCAGACAACAGUAUGCUUUUGAUAGAUUGGCUGAUACGGUAGGACAGAUGAAUAGGAGACUUGGGUGUUGA